Molecule: messenger RNA, 768 nt
Organism: Parasteatoda tepidariorum (common house spider)
Lineage: Eukaryota; Metazoa; Arthropoda; Arachnida; Araneae; Theridiidae
Gene: boca
Product: LDLR chaperone boca
Biological process (GO): protein folding
Source: RefSeq, a predicted model, not a curated record
GUACAAAAAUAAGCAGCUGAAAGCGUCAAGUUAGGUUUAUUGAAAAAUCAACCUGUAAAGUGAAUAAUUACCGCAUGAAUUAAUAUUUAUCUAAUUGUCGGCGUUGCUUAAUAUUUCUUUCUUUGUAAUAAAAAGCAUGUUUAGCAAUUUUUUUAUUUUCAUUGUUUUAUUUUUGCUAGUUCUUGGUUUUUCAAAUUGCAAAAAAUCUGCCCCGAAUAACAAGCCAGAUUGGGCGAAGAAAGAUGUUAGAGACUUUUCAGACGCAGAUUUAGAACGCCUCCUUGAUCAGUGGGAUGAAGAUGAAGAACCUUUAGAAUCGGAUGAGUUGCCAGAGCAUUUGAGACCACCUCCUAAGAUUGAUAUAUCUCAGUUCUCUGACUCUAAUCCUGAAGCUAUAUUGAAAGCUUCUAAAAAGGGAAAAUCACUAAUGGUUUUUGUGACAGUGUCCGGUAACCCCACUGAAAAAGAAACUGAAGAUAUAACAACUCUCUGGCAAACUAGUUUAAUGAAUAAUCACAUAAAUAUUGACAGGUACCCAAUUGGAUCUGAUAGAGUAAUUUUCAUGUUUAAAGAUGGCAGUCAAGCAUGGGAAGCUAAAGAUUUUUUGGUUGAACAAAAACGUAUGGAAGUAGUAGUCAUUGAAAGUAAAGAAUAUUAUGGAAAAUACAGCUCUAAAAAAGAUAAAAAAUCUAAGAAGAAAGAAGAAUUGUAAUGAUUUAAUAAUGUAAUUGUGACAAAACUAUUUUCUUAUUGCAUUUAUUUUGUAUA